AUGGCGCGACGACCGAGGGGAGACGAUGCCUGGCUUGCGCCGAUUUCGAUUGACAUGUUCGUCCGCGUGGCAGUGACAACAGUCUUCCACCCUUUUGUCACAGCUCUCGUGCCGCUUUGCCUCCGCGCCAGGACGUACCCAUGGACCUCGACAUCCAUGAUCGUCUCCAUAGUGUGGGCGGCGUUCAUCUCAUUACUUUGGACCUUGUCCCUCAUCAACCGGCACAUCGCGUACGGUACCAAGCGCGAGGUUGACCUGAGCGAGGAGAUUGUAGUCGUCACGGGCGGGGCAGGUGGUCUGGGCGGUCUUCUGGCUGAGGUGUAUGGGAUGCGAGGAGCGAGCGUGGCUGUGUUGGAUGUUGCCGACGCCAGCGACGGUGAAGCCCGUGGGGUAUCGUACUACAAGUGCGACGUGGGCGAUCAGGAUGAACUAAGCAAAGUGGCGGCUCAAAUCGAGCAAGAUCUUGGCACACCUACCAUCCUGAUCAACAACGCAGCCGUCGUGCGCGGCAAGUCGCUGCUGUCUCUGCAGCCUGCGCAGAUUGAGUCCUCGCUCAAGACAAAUCUGCUAGCCCCUUUUCUCACGAUCCGUACCUUCUUGCCCGGCAUGAUCAGGAGCGCAACGGGGGGCACGAUUGUGAACAUCAGCUCCGUCAUCGGCACCCUGGGCGCCGCCCAGUUGACAGACUACGCGGCAGCCAAGGCUGGCAUCACGGCCUUGCACAAGUCGCUGACGGCAGAGCUGAGGAGCUCGCACCCCAACGUCAAGUUACUGCUUGUCACGCCAGGGCAGCUCACGACGCCGCUGUUCUAUGGCGUAGAAUCGCCCAGCUCAUUCUUUGCGCCCGUGGUGGAGCCUGUCGACGUGGUCAAGGAGAUUGUGGCAGCGGUGGAAAGCGGGAAAGGGGGCAUGAUCGGGACACCGCUGUACGCGAGGUGGGUGGACUGGUACAAUGUCCUGCCAGUAGGUGUACAGGUGCUGGCGAGGUGGAUAGCUGGUGUCGACCGCGGAAUGCAGACGUUCAAGGGCCGAGAGGGUAUGAAGAGCGACAAGGAGCUGUAG
This is a messenger RNA of Emericellopsis cladophorae, 1062 nucleotides long. Its product is annotated as putative oxidoreductase-like protein. The transcript is spliced from 2 exons. Gene Ontology annotation, molecular function: oxidoreductase activity, acting on the CH-OH group of donors, NAD or NADP as acceptor. The record is from RefSeq and is a predicted model, not a curated record. Bases 1 to 1062 code for a protein of 353 amino acids. Lineage: Eukaryota; Fungi; Ascomycota; Sordariomycetes; Hypocreales; Bionectriaceae.